CCGCAGAAACAGCCUGCCGGGGUUCUAGAAGACACAGCGACCACGGUUCACAACCACAACAACGGCUACAGCAGCGACUCGCGAGCCCAUUAUUCCUCCUCCUAUACCCCAUUAUACGACGCCGAUCAACAAUCCCGCUUCAACCAGUCCCCCACAUUGAGUACCUACCAGCCACAACUUCCGCCGCCGUCGUCGAGACCGAGUUCCGGGUUGUCGAAUGUGCAGAAACAGUCGUCUCAAGCCGUUUCGAAGAAUAGUGUGGUGAUUAAGGUGGGAAUGGUCGGGGAUGCUCAGAUUGGGAAAACGAGUCUAAUGGUCAAAUAUGUUGAGGGGAGCUGGGAUGAGGAUUAUAUUCAAACUCUUGGUGUCAACUUUAUGGAAAAGACCAUCUCAAUUCGCAACACAGAGAUCACCUUCUCCAUCUGGGAUCUCGGUGGUCAGCGAGAAUUCGUCAACAUGCUUCCGCUUGUGUGCAACGAUGCUGUAGCUAUUCUGUUCAUGUUCGACUUGACACGGAAGAGCACAUUGAAUUCGAUCAAGGAGUGGUACCGACAGGGCCGUGGGUUUAACAAAACGGCUAUUCCCUUCCUUGUUGGAACAAAGUAUGAUCAUUUUGUCAACUUUCCCCGCGAGGACCAAGAGGAGAUUUCUAUUCAGGCCAAACGAUUUGCCAAGGCCAUGAAGGCGAGUUUGAUUUUCAGCAGCACUAGUCACAGUAUCAACGUGCAGAAGAUAUUCAAAAUCGUUUUGUCCAAGGCAUUUGACCUAAAAUGUACAAUUCCCGAGAUCGAGAAUGUCGGCGAACCGCUGCUCCUGUACAAAAACGUUUGAACGAGGAGAUGAGGAGUUUGUGUAUUAGAAUAUGUGAUGCUAAUGACUGCUCACCAUCUUCCUCGACUGGAGGAUGCCUACGGAAGACCCUAUCAUUAGGAAAUUCCCUGCUGCUUCUUCUUUCUGCUAUUCUUUAUUUUCUCAGCAUUGGGCUGCGUUUGGGAUUUCUUCGUGUCUUAUACUUAUCGCUUAUUUUUUUGUUCCCUUCUACUGUAAUUUUCAUUGUUGUUCACUUCCAGAUCGUGGAAAUACUGAACUGAAGUGCUGGAUAUUGGAGUUCGGUUUUGAAUCUUUCUCUGGUCUUUCUAAUACAACUGAAUAGAUGCUUCUCCACUAGACCCAUUUAUACCUCUAAAUGCCAAGCCUUCUGACUCAGC
Molecule: messenger RNA, 1208 nt
Organism: Aspergillus ruber CBS 135680
Lineage: Eukaryota; Fungi; Ascomycota; Eurotiomycetes; Eurotiales; Aspergillaceae
Product: Spg1/Tem1 GTP-binding protein
Exons: 5
Coding region: 277-831 (184 amino acids)
Biological process (GO): regulation of exit from mitosis
Cellular component (GO): spindle pole body
Molecular function (GO): GTPase activity; GTP binding
Source: RefSeq, a predicted model, not a curated record